Messenger RNA from Trypanosoma cruzi, 393 nucleotides. RefSeq lists its product as uncharacterized. Bases 1 to 393 code for a protein of 130 amino acids. The record is from RefSeq and is a predicted model, not a curated record. The transcript has a single exon. NCBI's taxonomy places the organism in Eukaryota, Euglenozoa, Kinetoplastea, Trypanosomatida, Trypanosomatidae.
AUGCCACAAUCCCCGCACACAUUUCGGCUCCACCAGAGAGGACACACAAAUCAAAAACAACACCCUCCACAUUUCAUCCUAACAUCAUUCCGACACACCGCGGCACGCCAAACAGAAGUAUUCGUCACUCAACGCACCUCCUCACACAAUCACAUAGUCCAUGCACCACGCACGGCAGCAGCUCACACGCGGUCAGACAAAUGUUCCCCGGAUCAGUGGUAUCCACGUGCUGCGGUGGGAAGUAAACAAAAGGGACAGCUGCCAAACCCCAAAAGAGUGCCACGACUGGCCGCAACUCAACGGAACGCAGCCACUCAAAUGAAUUCAGUCCUAAUGCCCUCAGCCUCCCAACUUCUCCCACAAGAGCUGCCAAUCAAACGUGACAUCCAAUAA